AUGGGCGUGACUGUGCACCACAACUUCAGCGGCCUUCUUGAUCUACCUCUGCUACAGGAGUCCUCAAACAACAUUAAAACCGUCUUCGAAAAAGAAGCUGCACAACUGAUUGAACAGAAGCUGAAGCAGGGUCUUCUGCCCGCUAACUUUGAGCUUCUGCUGAACACUCUAAAGCGGGAAAAAGCUCGCGGAGUAAGAACGGCCGCUAAUGGCCGUGAAGCCGACUCC
Molecule: messenger RNA, 228 nt
Organism: Dibothriocephalus latus
Lineage: Eukaryota; Metazoa; Platyhelminthes; Cestoda; Diphyllobothriidea; Diphyllobothriidae
Source: the annotation of a GenBank genome assembly